AUGAUUUCAUAUGAGAAUAUUGGAGACAAGGACAAAACUUUGAUGGAAAUUGCCGAGCUGUACUUGGGUGAGUUGGCCUCCAGGUCCAUCGUCCAACUUCAAAUUAAUUACGAUGGUGUCACAAUCUGCAAACUUCAUGAUGUAGUAAGAGAACUAUGUUUGAAAUUGGGGAGAAGUGAGGAUUUUGGUGCGCAGAGUUUGGAGUAUCAAAGUGGGAAAGCUUCCUCGAAUAGGAAAAUACGGCAUUUGGCUAUACAUUUCAGGAAGGAAGUUCAAGUGGAACCUGACGAGCUUACACUCACUUGGGGAGAAGAUAGUAGUGAACAUUUAAGGUCUCUUCAAAUGUUCAGUCACAUAAAUUCGGGUGUUGUUGAGUUUCCCCCGCAAGGUAUUGUUGAUUUUCAGAAAUUCAAAUUGCUGAGAGAUCUAGGUAUGGUGGGAUUCAAAUUUGAAGGAAGAAAGUUACCAAAAGGGAUCACUAAUCUGGUUCACCUUAGACGUUUGCAUUUAGAAAAUUGUGAAUUUGAUAAGCUACUGUUGUCCAUAAGGAAUUUGGUAUACCUGGAUAACCUUGAUUUACGUGAUUCGAUGAAUGUUGAAGUUCCAAAUGUUUUUAAGGAGAUGCUACGUUUAAAGCACUUGUUUCUUCCCGAUUAUGAUGAGGAAAAAAUUGGAAGUUAUCGAUUGACAUUGGACGAGGGAGUGAUUAAGUUGGAGACCCUGUGGAAUUUGGAUAGUAGAGUGCAUGAAUUAAAAUUUCCAAAUAGAAUGAUGAAUCUGCGAAGUUUCAGAACAAAAAUACACGACAAUGAAAGCUUGUCAGUCAACAUCGACGCCAUUGCUCUCAUGGAAAAGUUACUGUUUUGUUUUGUUGAAAUCAAAAAUGGUUGCGAGUUAGGAACAAAUAAGGGAGUGUUAACGCUGAAGAAGGUAAUCACAUGUCCCAAUCUUCAUUCCUUGUGGAUUCAAGUUAAGUUAGGGAAGGCGCUGGCAGAGUGCGGGAGUGACUUCAUCAGUUCAAAACUUAUAACUUUGUCCCUGUCAGAAUGUGAGAUUGAGGAUGAUCCAAUGGGGAUACUGGGGAACCUUCCUUGCUUGAUACAUUUGUAUUUAUUGAUGAAAUCAUUUGUGGGGGAGGAGAUGACGUGUCUAUCAAACAGUUUUCCUCGCCUCGUGAUGCUUUCGCUAUUGCAAUUACCGAACCUGAGAGAGUGGAGAGUGGAGGCAGGAGCCAUGCCCCUUCUCUCUCAUUUAGAGAUAGAUGAGUGUUUAAGUCUGAAGAUGCUUCCAGAUGGAUUGAGUGGCAUUUAUACUCUUCGGGAACUAGAAAUUAUUGAUAUGCUGGAAUUGGGAAAAAGGGUAUCGCCAUCAGGAGAGGAUUUCCACAAAGUCAGCCAUAUCCCUUCAAUUAUCAUCCGAGACAAUCGAUGA
Messenger RNA from Salvia miltiorrhiza (redroot sage), 1431 nucleotides. RefSeq names its product probable disease resistance protein At1g58390. The record is from RefSeq and is a predicted model, not a curated record. The transcript has a single exon. NCBI's taxonomy places the organism in Eukaryota, Viridiplantae, Streptophyta, Magnoliopsida, Lamiales, Lamiaceae. The coding region runs from base 1 to 1431 and encodes 476 amino acids.